UAAUAAUCUGUGAACCUAACCCUAAAUUUCCGGACCAUAGUUUAAAAUCAAUAAUGCUUCCUAUUUUUAUCAUCUAUUAUUCAUUUUCCUAAUUUUAGGUAGAUGUUUAAUGAGAUUCUAAACAAACUAAGAUGAGAUGGGAUCGUUUUCGCGUUCUUUGCCUGGGAUUCGUAUGGUGUUGGGUGUUUGUGAGUGUUUUAGGCGAAUUAGGUAACCCCUAUAAAAAUUUGGGUGUAAGCCCUACGGCAACAACGGCUGAAAUACGGACCGCCUAUAAAGCGCUGGUCAAAGAAUGGCAUCCAGACAAAUCAAAAGACCCAAAUGCUGCGGACCGAUUUGUUGAAAUCAAACAAUCCUAUGAGUUGUUGAUCGAUGAGUAUAGACGAAAGUUGUAUGACCAGAAAGGUAUUACUGAAGAUGCAUUUCAUAAGGGAGAUCAUCCGAGUCACUUCCAGCCGUUCAGUGCGACUCAAGGGGCGCGAUUUAAUUUCCAUGAGGAAGAUAUCAGAUUUUUUCACGAACUGUCUAUCAACACCAGAAUGUUCGACACCGUGAUUCUACCGGCGAGCCAAACAAAACCCUAUCUAAUAUUCUUUUUCGCUGAUUGGUGUUUUCCAUGCUUACAAUCCGCUCGACAUUGUCGCGUAAUUCUCGAUGCAAUCAAGCCUACAGGCAUUGAUCUGGUCUCGGUUUAUGCCAAUAGAGAGCCAACCGUGGUAAGGCGUCUGAAUGUGCCAUCCAUCCCUUGUAUGGUCCUCCUCGUAGACGGCAACAGCUACAUUUAUAGGGAUGGAAUUACCAAAUACUCCAAACUAUAUGAUUUCAUUAAAAAGAAGCUUCCCUACAAGCUAGUGCCCACAGUGGGCGUCGAUAAUGUGGCCAGUUUCCUCAAUGGAUGGACGGACAACAGAGUCAGAGGCCUGAUUUUCACACAAAAGCCAAAACGCCAGUUCUACUUCCUUGCCACAGCGUUUCGUUUUCGACAGAGAGUAGCAUUUGGAUUUGCCGAAUCACAGGAGCUGUUCGCUAAUUACAAAGUCCCCUUGAAUAUGGACACUGUGCUUUUGUUCAACGAGAAUGCCUCUUCACCUGUGGCAAGCAUCACAAUGGAACAAAUUCCUAUUAACAAACUGCACGCUGUGGUUUCGUCAAAUCUUUAUUUAGCUCUGCCCAGGCUAUCAUCACAGAAUUUAUUAGAUGAACUUUGUCCCUCCGGAUGGAGUAAACCGAAAAUGAAAAUCUGCGUCGCUCUUGUAACUGAGGAAUCUUCAGAGCAUGAUCUCCAUCGUAAGGCGUUCAGACAAUAUGCUGAACAAUUUCCCAAAGGACACAAAGAGAAAGUUCAAUUCACGUACAUCUACCAUAAGCGACAGGCGCAUUUUAUCAAUGCCCUUCGACCGAAUGAUCAAUUUGUUGAGCCUCUAUUGCGUAUCCUGUUGUUUUGGAGGCGCGAUAAUUCGCUGGUGAAAUACGAGUGGUCGCCAGUGAAAUGGGAAAUUGAGAAUCAUCUAAACAACAGCCACGAAAAGCUCGCAGAAACCAUUCUAAGGCUGCUAAAGUCGACGGAGAAUUUUCAGUAUGAGGCCCAUGUUACCGAUUUAUUCGACGAACAUGCGCUAACGCUCUUGAAAAAGAUCUUCUUCCGAAUCACUCAGUAUAUAGAGCUUGCCUACGAUAGUCUGGGCAAAGAACAAGUCCUGCCCAUACUUUCAGUUCUUGGCUCGAUUCUAUUCAUAUUGGGCAUCGGUUAUUUGAUGGCGCAUUUAGUGGAACAGGAGGAAGAAAACGUGAAAAAAAUGCGAGCCUCUGAUAAGUCUGGAAACAACAAUAAUAAUUCCAAGCCGUCCUAUCAGCCGGAACUCAAGCUGCACGAUUUCAGGUCGGAAUCAUACAAUGCGCUGGUUAGAAUGUUAAAACCUGGCUGUAGAACUGUUUUGCUGAUUUUGGACAUGCAGUCAAGACAGCAACUGAUUCCUCAGUUCCAUCGAGCCGUAUGGCCGUAUCGAAAGAACAAAACGUUAAAUUUCGCCUACAUGUACAUUGAAAAAGGCCUGGCUUGGUACAAGGACCUGCUGCAAGUGUCUCUAUUCGAAGAAACAGAACUGAACAUCAAUCCGAGGAACUGCGUUGGCACCGUUUUAGCGCUGAAUGGCCACCGAAAGUAUUUCUGCGUUUUUCAUGCCAAGCACCGCGAAAAGAAAAAGAAGGCGCUAAAAAAGAUAGAAAAAAGUAAGGAUGCGGAAAAGGACUGCGAAAGCGGAGCCUUCAUCGGAUUCAACUCAGAAUCCGAUUCUGAAUCAGAAGACGUCCUCUUGGAAGGAGCCUUGUUGGACGGCCUCUCUAACUGGUUAGACCGUCUAUUUGAGGGCUCGACCCAAAGGUAUCACAUUAACUAUUGGCCGGAGUUUCCCAUUAAGAAGCUAGACCAUUAUCAAACACCUUCAGCACUAGCUUAAACUCCUACAUUUUUCCUGGACGAGAAGUUGGUCUCGUAUAUUGACCAAGUUGUGCGUUUGAAUCGUUCUCAAAUGUAAAGAAGAGUUUUAUAAAACGAUAACCGUUCAAUAAGCCAAUGCAUAUACACAGUAAUCGAAUCAAUUGAAAUUAGGUCCAGUUAUCAUUGGUUUUACGUAAGUUACGAUAUUAAUCGAAAGUAUAUCGCCUUCCUGCAUAUUUGUUUCAUGUUUAAAUGUUAAAAGUGUUUGUUUUGUGGAUGUUAAGCUAAGGUGUCUUUUUCCAUGAGUCGACGCGAACAAAAUUGCAUGCAUUACGAUUAACUGUUAAGGAAAAACGGGACCUUAGAAUAGUUUUUUCAAAACUUGUUAUUGAGAUAAUCAACUAGUGUGGUUUAACAUUAUUUAUUGCUUGUAGAACGAGUAUAUAUUGUGAUUAUUGUUUUAAAUAAAAUGCAUUUCAGCUUCGA
Messenger RNA from Dendroctonus ponderosae (mountain pine beetle), 2923 nucleotides. It is a transcript of the gene l(3)80Fg, whose product is annotated as dnaJ homolog subfamily C member 16. The coding region runs from base 132 to 2456 and encodes 774 amino acids. Lineage: Eukaryota; Metazoa; Arthropoda; Insecta; Coleoptera; Curculionidae. The transcript has 12 exons. The record is from RefSeq and is a predicted model, not a curated record.